Molecule: messenger RNA, 11008 nt
Organism: Nematostella vectensis (starlet sea anemone)
Lineage: Eukaryota; Metazoa; Cnidaria; Anthozoa; Actiniaria; Edwardsiidae
Exons: 26
Coding region: 488-10363 (3291 amino acids)
Biological process (GO): regulation of transcription by RNA polymerase II
Source: RefSeq, a predicted model, not a curated record
CCCAGUCCACCCAUUUCCCGUCCAACAUGGCGGCGUGUACUUGAUAAAGGAGAGAAUAAUCGACGCCAUUUUACCAUAAUCGAGCGAGGCAAAGAAGGAAACACACCUUAAAUGGCCCGAAAUGUGAUCCAAAAACUUGGUUGUUGCCUGUAGACUAUGUCUAGAGGCUCUUCUCAUAGAUUCCAGCCUGCUUCAGAGAGGCAUCGUGGAAGUUCGUCCCGAUUUAUCGGUUAUCAUCAGGUGGAGCUAUUUUGAAAGAUCUUAGAUACAUCCCCAUGGCCUUUAUCACAGAAGUAGGGACCAAGCACCCCAUCCAUCCCCGUACAAACGCCACCGCCGUCACAGCGAAGAUGGACUUUCACACUCAGGAAACUAUGGUGAUUUGCCCAACUAUCGAUUCCAGGAAGUAGGACUUGGAGAAUUUAAUGACUUCAGCUCUGUCAGUGAUGAAGAUCUGAAGAUUGAUAAGGACUCUGAAGCUAGCAGUAUGUACAAGCAUAAAGACAAAGUAAAAAUAGGGAAAGAACAGCCUGACAAGCACCAAAAAUUAACAGACAUGGGUGUUGCAUCAAGCACCUCUCAACCACUGGUAUCACCCCCUGUCUCUUCACAAAAAGGCGGAGCUCCAUCAUCGCCAAGGACACCUCCUCGUGGAGAGGUGGAGCAGAUAAAGCAGGAAAAAUCUGCAGAUCAGAUGCGAGCACUGGAGCAGCCAGGCCACAAUGCUGCUGCUCCAAUGAUUGAAGAUAUUUCUCCAGCAAAGCCAGCUUCUGAAGACAAGAGUAAAUCCCAGUUGUUAAGCACCAUUAGUAAAGAGGAACUGAUCCAAAGCAUGGAUAAACUUGACCGAGAAAUUGCACAAGCACAGCAACAAAUAGCCAAUCUAAAGAAAAAACAGAGCCAGUUAGAGGAAGAUGCACAACAAGCGCAGACAGAGCCACCAAAACCACCCUCCCCUCCCCCAGAGCAGAAACCCAAGAGUCUAGUGCAGGUUGUCUAUGAGGAGAAUAGAAAAAAGGCUCAAGCUGCCCAUGCCCAACUGGCCAAAUUUGGAUAUCCUCUUCCAGAUGGCAAGCCAUUGUAUAAUCAACCAUCAGACUUACCCAUCUACCAUGAAAACCUCAGAAGGGCUCCAGCUGUGAAAGCCAAACUGGUGAAAUACUUCCAGUUAAGAAAACAAGCCAGAGAAAUCAAGAAUCGACAACUGUGCAAAGAAUAUAAGUCACUCAAGAAAGCUUGGCUAAAGAAACUGCAGCGUCAGCAAAACAAUGCAAAGAGAAGGGCUAAGGAAGCAAGAGUGAGGGACUUUUAUGAAAAGAUAUUCCCAGAAAUUAAAAAGCAGCGAGAGCAAGCUGAACGGUUUUCAAGGAUGGGCUCGCGCAGCAGUUGGGGCAUAGUAGCCCGUAGUGAGGCAGAGUUUAACGAGAUUGUUGAUAAUCUGAAUGAGCAGGAAGCCAAUGAAAAGCACAUGCGCACUUUGGCUGUUGAUCCCCCUCCGAUGCUUGAUGAGUAUGAGAGGCGCCGGGUCUUUAUCAACAGAAAUGGAUUGAUACGUGAUCCCCUGGCUGCCCUGAACGAGCGAAAGUAUCGGAACAUCUGGACUGAAAAAGAGAAGCAGAUUUUCAAAGAAAAGUACAUUGAGCAUCCUAAAGACUUUGAGCUCAUUGCAGCAUUUUUGGAAAAUAAGUCUGUGUCAGAGUGUAUCCUCUUCUACUACCAGUCAAAGAAAAAGGAGAAUUACAAGCAGCUAGCAAGAAAGCAGACCCUUAAGAGACGGCGCCGGGGCGAGCAGCAGUAUAUCAACCAGCGGGAUGCUCACUCCCGAGACAAGUCCCGUGGAAAUGUUUCAGACAGCGGAGCCACUGGGCCCCAGUGGUAUGGCGCACCCGAUAGCCGCCGGGCCGAGUUCAACCCGCGCCCAAGACAGCUAGAGUUCAGGCAAAGUCGACCAGAGUCUGAUUACUUUGACGAAGAGAUGACUGAUUCAGCAGAAGAGAGUGACCGUGACGAUGACGAUGACGCAUCAAAUGCAGUCGGAUCUUCCACGACAACUCAGACCUCUUCUUCAAAUAUCCAACCAGCAAUAAGUACGGUCACCACUACAGCCACCACUGCGCCCACCGUCAUACAGCCUGCCCCGUCAUCCUCUGCGCGCCGCACAGAGCAUGCUGAGACCUCUCGUUGGACUGAAAAAGACAUGGAGAUUGCCGUACAAGGUCUGCGUGAGCACGGUCGUGACUGGGCGGCAAUAUCUCGUAUGGUGAUGACUAAAACCGAUGCUCAGUGCAAGAACUUUUACUUUAAUUACAAAAAGAAGUUUCAUCUCGAGAACGUCGUUGCCGAGUAUGAAGCAAAUAAGAUGAAUCGCGCUGCACAGAAGAUGGAGGAUAGCAAUAGCCAGUCUAGCAUGAAAAGUGUCCAGUUAGCUGGUGAAAAAACAAGUAGCGGUUGCCAAGACAGCAGUCCGGCACGGGCUCAGGCAAUCACCACCCAUAACCCAAAUGGUAAGGAAGACCUCGCCCAAACAAGCACAGACAAGAGACCUUCGACAUCUGGCUCCCCAGUGGGAAAUCCAAGCCAUCCACCAGUUCACCAGGGAAGCCCUUCUUCCAUUUCCACAACAGGCUCACCGAUAACCAUGCAUACCAGCUCAACCUUGUCACCAUGCAAGGUAAUGAACUUUGGACAAACCUCACCGCAUGUCGAGGCUGGGCCAAAAUCGGAAGCGCCACGCCCGACUUUGACCUCUAUCACUGGACUCCCGGGUGUACCCAUCUCUCAGAUGUCAUCAACGUCUGGUCUACGUAUCGCGGGUGGGCCUCAGCUUCCACCUGUCUCUCAUCCGGGCAUUCGACACUAUCAGGAUCGCGCUUUGACGUCACAGCAGGUCACUUCAUCCCAUGAUAUGCCUCGUACUUCAAUGCCUUUAGUGUCGUACCCACCUCACAUGAAGAAGUCGCCGUUUGUGGUGCACCACCCUCCAGACUCGGCCAGUAGGCAUGGCAACCAGGCACCUGAGGCCCAUCAUCACGAGCCAGGUUCAUACAAGAGUCCUCAUUCAGAAGGUAGCCGUAGGACUCCUAGUGGAGUUCCGUAUUCUUCUGGAUCUGAAGGCACAUCCAGCAAUCCGUCUGAUGCCCAGGAUGUUAUCGUUAUAGACUUUGAAGAACGACAGGGCAAUGGAAAGCGCAGAAAACAAACAGCAGACGUCACGUCUAGCAUGCUGGCUCAGAUGACUUCGCAAACUGGCCAUGGAAUGAACGCCUAUGGAAACGAUAAGCAUUCACACAUGGAUAUCACGUCGGCACGCCCCUCAAGCUUGGGAGCCCUUGCUGGUACCCAGCCUCGCUCUGAUACUCGCCCCGGGCAUAGCGAGGGUCUAAAACCACCACCACCUCUCAUCCAAGUUUCCCCAACAAGACCAUUGGGACAGAAGUCCCCAAUCGUCGAGACGCCGCGGGACCAGAGAGAGAGGUUACCACCAGGUGGUGUCCACAAGCCAGAGCCUGUAUUUGGACAUACCAAAGCCAGUUCGCAAGGCCAGCAGCAUGCUGUUGAAAUGGAAAGCAAAGCAUUACCGAUGGUAGACCUGACCAGGGAGCGUCCUGGAGGCUCACCUAUUCAGGAAGGGAUGAGAGGUCAGUCUCAACAGCAGCAUGUGGGAGAUCUAAAGAGUACAGGGCAAGCGCCCUCCGCAAGGGCUGCUCUAAAAGCCAUCGCUAUGACAGCAAUGGCCAGUGGUAAAGCACCAGAUGAACGUGAAGCAAGAGAAAGAGAGCGAGAAAAAGAACAUAAGAAACACGAGGAUCUAUGUAUUCCACCGAGGCAUCCUGACCCGAAGUUGAACUCUUACGAGCAGAACGAAGCUAUUAGGAAGUUCAGCGCUCUUCCAUCGUGCAUUCCCGUCCCACGGGAGUUUUCACCUAAUGCAGAGUACAUGUCUCAUCAUCAGUAUACCGCCAUGAUGCAGCUCCAGGCCCAAGCCCAGGCACAAGCGCUGUCUGGUGCGCAUGUACAUCCUCAAGCACGUGCACAUGCGGCAGCCGCGGUGGCGGCAGCAAACUACGGGCACCCAAUGUUCAUGAGUGGGUGUGUGCCCUACCACCACCUGGAGUACCCAGUCCUCACCCCUGUCGGCUACCAACAGCUAAGUCUGCAAGAGAUGCAACAGCAACAACACAAUGGUGAAGCGUCAUCUUCGCACAUGAAACUCAACGUCCCAUUCAGUCACCUGAGCCAGGCAAGGCCUAUAUACCACAGCAGUCUCCCAUCAACCUCAUCCAGUUAUAACAGAGUUCUGGAAGAGCUUUCUAUGAACCCUAGAGCGAGAUAUUUCGCGCACCAAGCCGCGGAAGAGAAGCUUGCACAGGGACACCGUGUACCCAGUAGAUCCGGAGAUAUCUCUGAUCACGAACUGACCCAUCCGUUCCUAGCGCGAUCAUCUCCCCACCUUCGACAGACACACACCAUAACAAAUGUCAGAGGGCAUAGUCUGUCCCCCGGAGAAGCCCAAAAACCAGGGUACUCACCCUACCCCGAAGCAGAGCGUAAGCGGGACUCCCCAUCGGACAGGCCAAGGUCAAGGUCGCCGGGCAUGGUUUACCUCCAGGCAAGUCGUGGUCCAACUAGACCAACUUCAUUGGCUGAGCUUCAGAGCAGAGCUGCAGUCAUACCAGAGAUGGUAUUCCCUGAACCACAGCGUGCUGGUAUGUCUGAUGCUCAAAGGUCACACUCAAGAACACCUGAACCAAGACCAGAGUCUAGGGAGAGUAGAGUGAUAGUCCAUACAGACCGCAGGCCCGACUCUCGUGAGAGAGUAAUUCAGCAUGACCAGCGAGCGAAAUACCAAGAAUCUCGAGUGGAGAGCCAAGAAAGACAAACAAUGAGAGAUACACGGCCUCGGCACCCAGAUGAGCUGAGGCCUGAUAUCCGCCAUGACAUAAGGGUUGCCCAGGAAAGAAGAGAAGGAAGACCAGACAGCAAAGAUGCCACAAGGGUCAUGCAUCUGCACGAGCCACGAGCCGGAAUUGAACUUCUACAUGACGGUCACCGGCCACCACAAUCAGAACAAAGAGCAGAUUCAAGGGUAGAUCCUAGAAGAAUUCAUGGAUUUCCAGACUCAAGAUCAAGCAGGCCUGGAGAUUCACGGAUGGAGCCAGAUAUCCCAAGAUCAUCUGUACAAGUACUUCCCUACCCUGAGCCGCGUCCAGAUGCGUGGAUUGAAUACCGAACGCCAGACGGGCGUGUGUUCCCUGGGCUUAGGCCAGAGGUAAUUGCUGACAGUAGAAUAUCACCAUAUGAUGCAAGAGUUAAGAGUGUAGAACAGAGACCUGAUCCCCAGCCGCACAGGGAUCAAAGGAGGGAUGUUAUCAAAGGUAUAAGAGAGAGCGAGCAUAGGUUCACUGAUCCCCAGUCUUUCACCCACCAUGAUUCCAGGCAAGACCUACACCAAGGAGUUCCAGUGGCUGACUCAAGACAUAGAUCUGAACCGCAACAAGCGAACGAAGUGGAAAGGACAGAGAGACCGGUCAUCACACUGGAACAAGAACGAAGAGUAGAGAGGAUACCAGCAGUACCUAUUUCUGUACAGACCAAACCCAAGAAGAGCGUUUCUGAUGAUCCUAUGUUGAACCUGGCUACGUUAGUGGACGUCGCAGCUGCAGCAACAAAAGUAGAGGUAGCGAGAGAACGCCGUGAGGCUGAGGAGCGUGAGUUGCAGGAAAGAGUUGAGAGAGAUUCUCCUGUGAGAUGCACUGCUGUGACAAGCACUUCGCCUCGCUAUGGUAUCACCACAGGACUCGUACCAAAACCUCCCCCACUCAUGCCAAUCACAGGUACCAAAACCUCGCAGGAAGCGAGCCCAAAGCCACCAGCGGUGCUGUCCAUUACUGGCGGGACGGCUGGAAUGCCUCCCAAGAGCCCGCCAAAGCUUGUCUCACCACAGGAAUCCCAACCAUCUAGAACAAGUACCAGCCCUGAACGUCCUCCUCCUCUGGUUACACACACGAUUCCUUCAGUGAUAAGUUCACCUCAGUACUCAGCAAGCAAAGGUACCCUCGGGCCACCGCCUCUAAUACCUAGGGCUACUGCAUCGCCUGUUAUUCAGAGCACUCAGAUGUAUCUGAGUCAGGAAGAAAGUGAGCUACCAGCGCACAGAAAUGGCGGGAAAGAGCAUGCUGCGAAGAUUGAAUUGACGGAAACAAGUCAAGGUCAUGUUAACAAAAAACCAUUCGUUGAAGAGGACAAGAACCAACUCGGCUAUGGACAGUCUUCUCAGCAAAAUGUUGUGCGGAACAUUUUUGAGACUGUGACGUACCUCGGACCGUCCAAUUUUGUAAUGCCAGGAACUCAUCAAGGACAAAAGGAAUCUUCGCCACCCAGGAGCACGCAAACUUUGCAGGCAUCAGAAGGUAGAUCAGCAAGUGGCUACACCAAGAUCGGUGAACCUGCAGCCGUGAUCAGGCCUUGGCGUGCUAACCCUGCUGAUAAAGACACGACAUGCAAAGUCCCCACGGCACCUAAUCCAUCAUUUGCGGAGUACUUACUAGGCCCUACAGCUUCCCGUACUGAAGAAGUUUUAAGACAAGUCAAGGAGCAACAACAAUCUCUAAAGCGACCUCACGAAAUAAGCGUUCCGUCAGUAGCUGUGCCUUUCAAGAAACGUUCACGCCUGUCAACAGAUCCAAUAAAGGAUGAGAUCGAUGUUAGCAGUGUACCUGUUGCUGUGGCAGAGGCUAUGGACAGAGCACUUGUUAGACCAGAACAACCGGUCACAAUGAGACGAGAUGCGGCACACCAGGAGCUUGAAAGACACAUGCCUGAUUUUGAUGAUGAGCAACAACGACAAGACUUGCGAAGGCUUCAAGUGAGUAGAAGUAUGAAUAGGAGAGACGUGCAAAGUCAAGAUCGUCUUUUCCAGACUAGUAAUCUACCAGGUCGUGAUCGCGAAAUGAGUAAUAGUGACACCGAGUCUGCGGAGGAGACGGAAAAUCUCCAGGAAGAGAGUGGCGAUGAGUAUAUUAGCACUGCUAUGCCCGAGAGGCAGUUGCACCAAGUGGCAGUUGAAGAAAACCUCCCCCGCUUCCACCAUCGGCAUCCAGGGAAUUUGAACAGAGAACGCAACCUCGAGGUAGUGUCAAGUAGAGUGGAACAGAACAUUUGUAGCACAAGCGCGAAUAUCCCUCUUCAUUCAAGUUCUGUCACAAGCUCAGCAGCUUUCUGUUCUCCAAGCAACACAGACACGUCCAGAGUCGUCGGCAGAGUUUCUCAGGCCCCACAUAAUUCGAUAACAAGUCGCAUUAAUGAAUCAGAGGUAGCACCAAGCACUAGAAGACCAGAGAGGACUGCCAUUACAAGUAGUAGUUCGGAGCAACUACCGAGCUCUGGAGUAACGCAUCCAUCUGCCGAGGCACAGGGAGUGCUAGCCAGAUUAUCACAAGCGCUGGAUCAAGCGAGAGAGAUGCAACGCGCAGCACAAAGUCAACCAAGGGUCUCGGAAAUAUCGGCUGCCGUUCAAAACACCUACGAGGACAAUGUCAAUCAAGAUCAGGAAAUGCAAGCUGUUGAAGCAAAUCAGACAGAACAGAUGCAAGAUGAAAACAUAGGGUCACAAGCUGUAGGGAACAUCAUACCGGAUAGCUCACAGGGUAUCACAGCAGAUAUAGCCGAAGCUUCGGGGUCUGAAAACGAGGAGUCCAUUGAAAGGGCUGUGGCUGGGAUACCAGGGCGUGACACAAUGAGCUAUCAGCAAGACCAGGAAGUUGACACCAGUGAAGCACUGCAGCUCUUAUCACCUUCCGUCCAGGACGAACCUUCUCAGGUGAUAGAUUCUGAAAUGCUGCCUUCAGGGACCGAUACUGUGCUGUCCAGUCCUCAGCCUUCUGUCCCCUGCAGCGAUAUUCCCUUAGCAUCUAGCAGCAGCCUUCAGCCAGCACCCUCUAUAGCUGAUGCCCUCUCAUGUAUGACUUCCAGUCAGAGAGUUACUGCACAGUCCUCAAGUUCCACUACCAUGUCCCCACAGCCCUCUGUUCCAAAUGAGCACCCCGCCGUCCCAAGGAGGAACGUGUUAAGUCCUGAAUCCUCUGAUGAUGUCAUCCAGAUGCCUGAAUCAUCUGAAGUGAGAGCUGAUGCUUCCGAUCAUAGUUCUGUUCAAAGCCCUCAGCCUUCAGGCAGCCGUGUGAGCCAGCCUUUGAGCCCAUCAUGUCCGUCAACGAGUGAGCUAACCCAGCCACCUUCCUCAGCUGUUGAACCAACAGCUAGUCAAAGCAUGCAGCCCCAACCAUCAUUUGCGUCACUUUCAGUCCAAGGGUUUCAACACCAUGAGGCAGAGAUAGGACAGAGCGAAAAUGUUUCUGAGCCGUCCACAUCGUAUCAACCUGAGUCUGCAGUUUCCUCUCAUCAAGAGGAACUAGAAGGUGCAUCGGUGGAGCGGUUCAGGUCUCUUGAUAUUGCCUCUCCCUCACCUUCUGAUGUAGCUGCCGCUAUGGACCAACCCCAGACCCACUCCCCGGAGAGCAGUGCCAAGGCUGCCGACUCAAGUGAUAGCAAUAUCCCACAGCCCAUGGAGGGAGUGCUGGAGAGCAGCAGAGAAGCUGUUGAGAGCAGUGACAUGAGAGACAAGGGCCAAUAUAGUUCAGUGUCGCAAUCACAAGAGCCUAACAGCAAUGUGUCUACCUCGCAAGCAGACUCCAGGGUCACCCCAGUCCCUUCCACUAGUAUAGAGGAGCCGGACUCGCAUGAUGAGCAGAUAACCGAUGACGACCAUGCAGUAUCAGCACAUAUUAACAUUGAAGAUGACGAUGAGGACUCUUUUAUUCCUGACACGGGUGAUGUGGUAUCACCCUCUCAAGAUCACGAGAUGGCAGAUAGCACAGACAGCGAGCACGAGCAACAGCCUGUCUUCCCCACCUUUGUCGGCGAGUUCAUCCCUUCCAGCUCUGACAGAAGAGAUCCUGUCACCUCAACCUGCAGGCAUUCAGCUACAAGUUCACCCAGGGAGUCCAUCUUCAGCACCCGCGAGGCCGAACCCAUGCAAGCCUCAGAGGGCAGGGACGAAGUUGUCAACGAGAUGGAAGAAGAAAAUGGUAAUAGGGUGUCUGAAGAAACGGUGGAGAGUUCGAUCAGACUUGAGAACUUCGAGAAUCAGCUGGGUACGCGCGAUGAAGGAAGCAGUCAAGACGAGGAAUCGGUAUCUCCAGCACAAGCAGAAUCUGACAGCCUGGUGGUAGAUUCCUCCAGGGAUGAAGUUCAAAGGAAAGGAUCUGACUCCUCAACAAGUGAAGAAGCCAGGGUGGACUCGGACAGUGAAGCAGUCGAAACAGUCAGUUACGCUGAUAGGCAGGUCAGUUCCCACUCGACAGUUAUCGAAAUGGUCAGUGAAGACUUAAAACUGUCAUCGCUAAGCCAACCUGGUAGAGCAGACUUGUCCACAUGCGAAAAACCUCAAACAGUAUUUGAUUCGUUCACGGGUGAAGUAGGCAAGAGAACUUCUGACACGUCAACGAGAGAAUCAUUUAGGGUGGACUUUGCGUCUAGUGACAUGGUCAAGGCUUCCUCAGAGUCGGCUGUUAAUACUAGUGAGGCAGCUUGCGAAUUCUCGUCGAGGAGUCAAGCUUUGAAAAUAGCCUCGGACUCGUCAACUAGUGAACCAGCUAGGGUAGUGUCUGGCACCUCAAUCUAUGAGGCGGAAAAGACGGAUUCCGACCCUUUGACGAGUGAAACAGCUACAGCAGGCUUUAACAUGAGUGACGUAGAAAAGAGAGGUUCGUCAACGAGUGAAGAAUCUAGGUAUAGCUCUAAAUCGCCAGUGAGUGAGGCAGUCAGCUCUGCACGCCAAUCAACAGACGAUAGAUCUGAUGGAGAAAUCGUCUCUGACGAAGAAGACGUCACAGAGACGGGCCAGCACUCCCGUCCGUCCUCCCCUCACUUGGCGACAUCUACCGAUAUCCCACUACCACUGAUAUUCCCCAUCUCUCCGCCCUCGCCAGAGUCACCUAACCAGGAGUCCGAAGAUGAUUCCGUGUCACCUGCACCCCCCUGGCCGACAUCGCAUUCCUUGAACACUAUGGGCUCGUCCAUCUUCUCGCACACCCUCCAGGGCUCCUCCUCCCCGUCCCAGUACUCCACCCUAUCGCUAUCUCGCCUCGCCAACCAGCGAAACACAGCCUACCCAUUCUCCGCGCUGUCACUGAGCAUUGGGUCGGCUUCGAGCAGCGCGCGCUCGUCACCAGUCCACUUCAACCUGGGAAGAGCCCAGUCCCCAAGCAGCUCUUCGUUACUGCCUCGAUCUCACGAACCGGUGCCGAUUUUGUCGGACAAUUACGAGCCUUUGAGUGACGACGAUGAAGACGAAACGAAUAAUUAACUAUGCGAGUCGAGGGAGGUCGAAAUUCUUCGUUUUAAGAGUCAUGAGAUGUCCUUAGUGCAUGUGAUAUCCUAGCCAGGAUAUACUCGGAAAACCCCCAGUUUAACUGGGAAACAUUGACUUGGGGGCAACCUACUAAAAGCGUAUUUUCGGAAGUUCGGUUAUAAAAGACGUGAUUGCCAUAACGAGGUUCACAGUGUAAGAAACUAGAUGCAAGGAAGGGGGCUCGAACGCUAGUACUGCUUUUGUCUUGCCUUUGGGACCCAUAAUUCGUGUAAUUAUUGGUACAGUCUUUUAGAAGGGUCUUUCAAGUUGUAACUCGAAAUGCUCAAUUGGAUACACACAAGAUAUAAAUCACAUGAAUAUCAAAUCCACUUAAACUGUACUUACAGUAGGCCGCGCGUUACCAUGGUAACCUUGUGAAGUAAGCAAAAAAGAAAUGAGGACAGUCAUGUAUCGUGUGAUCCAAACUUUAGCCGGACACCACUCUAGUGAAAACGUUAGUCGCAAACCCUCGCUCUUAGUUGGUUAAAGUCUCGUUUAGUUAUUGUUUAAAGUGUACAUAAUUCGUGGUUCCUUGUUUGUAAAUAGGCAUACAUGCAUGUAUGAAAGAUAAAAACUGAGUAAAUUUGCUGUGUGAAAGUG